GAAAAACUACACUGUAAAUAUGAAUCAUGUCAAACAUGCGACAUUACAGGACUAUGACUGCAAUAUGUUUCGUUUGCAACUUACCUAUUUUGAGUCAUCAAGUUGGUUUAGUUUGGAGUGGAGGAAACGGUUGGGAUGAUUUAAUGAGAGAACAAGAAUGUGAAUCGACAAUACGCCAACGAUUAGGAGGAAGGAGAGAUUCUGCAGCUCAAAUUUCCGGUGCUUCACCCCCAUCCACUUCACCACCCCCUAAUCGUAAUAGACGAAGAAGUUCUUUAGCUCAAUUAACUGAUAUUUUAAGAGAGUGGAGUGGAGGCUCGAAAAGAAAUCAGAAGCCACCAUUGAAUCGUCGUGAAACUUUAGCUGACCUAGCAAGAAGUUUACCAUGGCACCGUGUAAGCAAUGAGCAAUAUACUCCUAGCAAUGUUCCUCGAAAGAGGCGUGAAUCAAGUGCAGAUUCUGGGAUUAAAAGCAUGAGAUCAAGAAGAGAUUCACAUACACCCGAUUUUACAAAAGGAUGGAACAAGCGCGACAUCACGAGUGAAAAAGAUGUACCAGAAGUUCCAAUAAUUUCUGCACCAGAAACCUCAGUUCGAAACGGAUCUAGGAGAGGUUCAGGUGAUUCGAGUUACAAAGCAGUAAGACGAGAUUCACUUGUUGUUCCACCUCCAAAGGUAGUGGCUGUGCAGAAAAAACGUAGAGAUUCAUUAGCUGCUCCCGAAAUCCCAAAUUUUAGACAGGAACAAAGACCAUCAACAAGUUCAGCAGAAUCAGGUCCUCUUUUUGCUCCCACUCAAGUCGAUUCAUCAUCACAAUCAAUCCUUAUGCCCACCAUAAUAACUAGCACUGUAAGUCCCACUAGUCCAAAAUAUGAAAUCGUUAAGUCUGGCAGAAGAGACUCUACAACGCAAUGCAGAAUAAAUCGUCGUGAGUCAAGACUCCAACGGCAAGCCACUGCUUACGAUGAAUCGUGUACGCCAUGGUCUCGACGCGGAUCUCAAUCACAACAAACAUCUCUUAGUCCAAGUGGUGAUGCUGUGCCGACUGAAAGUAUUAAUUUAUGUGAAAGACAAGCAAGACGAGAUAGCUUAAGUCCCGAUAUUAACACAUCAAAAAGCAGACGUGAUUCUAGAUCUCAUCUGUCUCCUGACAGAAAUAAUGAACGAGAUAAUAGUCCUAGACGAAGAAGCAAAUUGCGAAGACAAUCAUCCUCAGCACCCAGAACAUCAAGAUCACCUGAUAGUAGCUGUUGUAGUUCAAGAGAUCCAAGUCCAGGAAGGCUGCCAAAUCAACCAAUUGAAUGUACACCCCGACCGCAAGCAAUUAGAAGACAAUCAAGCACAACCGAAGAAAUAUUGAUCGCAAGAGGUUUUAGAAGACAAAGUACGACAGAAGAAAUGAUUCGUUGUCGUAAUUUUCGAAGACAAAGUUCUCAAUCUGAUGACACUUGUCAAAGAUACAGAGGUAGAAGAGAUUCAUGUGCACAAAUUAUUGAUGGUACCAUAGGAACAAUGACUAUUGAAACGACCAGCACAUUUUUUGAUUCCUCUACCCAAACAGAACAAUCCCUUCUCUAUGAUAAUAAUAUGUAUCAUGAGGAAUGCUUGAGAUGCAAUGCUUGUGCUGUCAAUCUCACUGGUGUGAAUCAAAAACGAGCAAGACGAUUCAAAAAUCAAAUUUUAUGUGAUUUACAUUUUGCAGAUGUAGCAUUAAUGGAAUGCUCAGAUUUCAUGCAACAGUUGCGAAGCUUUAAGCCACAAUCACUUGGGUCAAUAGUAGCUCGACGUAAAAGCUCUACAACCUUAAUAUUCCCAUUGCCAUCACAAGGCUGUUCUGAUGAAUUUUGUGAGGAAUAUCCCCAUGCGUUAAUACCAACUCCUGGCUAUUGGAUUGAGUGUUCAAGACAAAAGAUUGCACAAAUUAAUCAACAUGUUUGGGAUGACAGUGAGUCAGAGCAUGAUGAUGAGCAGCGGGCGGGAUGCAGCGUCGAUAUACAUGAUCGCAAUUAUAACGAUUUAUAUGAAGAUGAUGAAGAUUCCGAUACAGUUCCUCGAAAGAAAACCACAAUAGAAGAACAGUGGGAACAACAGCAAAGUUUUGAACUAACAUCAGUUGAGCAGGAAACAUAUGAGAAAUAUUUUUAUGGAUCUGAACAUUGGAACUAUUUUACAAACGAUGAAGAUUUGGGUCCAGUAAUAUUAUCAAUAAAACAGGAAACAUUGAACGGACGUGAUCAAUUUAGAAUAUUAGUCAGAGCCAUUUCUUAUACAGUGCAUGGUUUAAUUCCGGCAUCAAGUGUUUUCGCUAAUAGAUACAAUCGAGAAGAGGUUGUUAGUUCUCUAGGAAAGGAAGUAAACUUAAAUCCACCUUUGACACUUGGUCAACUUCCCGACACACCUGAAGAAUUGUUAAAAUUGGAUCAAGUUUUUAUAAAAUCUGAACUGAAAGUUGGUGUUAUCUAUGUAAAAGAAGGUCAAUUCACAGAAGAACAAAUUUUAGACAAUAAUGAAAAUUCACCAAUGUUUGAAGAAUUUCUGCAACUGUUAGGAGAUAAAGUGAGGUUGCGAGGGUUUGAUAAAUACAAAGGGGGUCUUGAUACUGUCCAUGAUCUAACUGGUCUUUAUUCCGUUUAUACGAAUUGGCGAAAUAUUGAAAUAAUGUUUCAUGUGAGCACACAACUUCCAUAUGAAAAGCACGACCCGCAAAAAUUGCAAAGAAAAAGACAUAUUGGAAAUGAUAUAGUAUGCGUUGUGUUUUUAGAGGCUGAUAAUACAGCAUUUAGUCCAGCAUGUAUUAAAAGUCAUUUCUUACACACGUUCAUUUUGGUGAGAGUGUCCGCAAGAAUUAAGCGUAAGCCUACACGAUACGAAGUUUCUGUAGUAACAAGAGAUGAAGUUGGAGCUUACAAGCCAUAUUUAUGGGAACAAUCUGUAUUUGAAAAGGGAUCGAUGUUUCGCGAAUGGCUUCUUACGAAAAUUGUUAAUGGUGAAAGGGCUUCAUAUUCAGCUCCAAAAUUUGCUCGAAUGCAAGAACGAACAAGAUCACAAAUGCUAGAAGAUAUCGUUGCUAAUUUAGCAAAUCAUGCUGAAACAGGACAAAUACCAAAGCCUUAUAGACGUGGUAGUUGGCGACCAAUAGGACAUAUGAGACCGUCUUCACCAUUAUUGGAUUCUGUUCGUGACCAAUUUGAAGACUAUGAUCAAUUAGCAAAAGAUUUUACACGCGUAUUCUUAAAUACAGAGCCCUCUUGUUUACAAAACGCACAUUUGUUCGAUGUUGUCUUUCUCGUUGGGCAGACAAAGCAGAAAGCACGAUUUAUUGGUGUUAGAGCUAUACUGGGAGUUCGAUCAAGAGUGUUUCAAGAAAUGCUUUAUGGAAUACAAACUGGCUUUGGAGGAUCACCUCAAGUUCCUGUCGCCGAAUUAUUAGCAAGACCAGCACCAACUUUACUGUCACCUCAAAACCAACGCCCAAAAAGUUCAAAUUUUCUUCAAGUUCCUGACAUUGAAUCUCGUCCGAAAUCCGUUCCUUCUUCACCAAUGGUAAAACGCGCCUUCUCACGUUUAGGGAAUAUUACAUCAAGUUGGGGUUCACGAAUUAGGUCAAAGCAACAAUCUCAGCUGAAUGUAGAGGAUAAAAAGAAGUGGGCAUCGUCACAAGAUUGUUCAGAUAAAGACAACAAAGAUCGUUCUUCAAAGGAUAAAUCCGCAGCAGUGCCUCGAUUAUCAGUAUGUGCUGACGCUCAGAAAGUUGACAGAGCGAAACUUGCACAAACGGAAUUUACUAUUAUCGAAUUUGAUCCAGACACAUUUAGAGUACUCUUAGAUUAUUUACAUACGGGAAGCUGUCCUUUAACAUGUCAAACGAUACCUGGACUUAUAUGUGCAGCCGAGCAUUAUGAUUUACCAGAGUUAUUGCAAGCAUGUUUUCACCAUGCAAAACAAUUUCUCAGGAUUGAUAUUAUUUGUUCCAUGUUAAUAUCCUUAGAGAAUUAUUAUUGGAGAUAUACAUCAGCAUCUGAACUUGUUAAUAUGAUUUUAGCUUUUGUAGAAACGAGGGCAUAUGCUUUAUUUCUAACUCCAGAUUUUCUAAACUUAAGUGAAAGUAUGGUGCAAAUGAUAAUGUCUAGAAAUUUAGAGAUACCAGAAGUUCGGAAAUUCGAAGCUAUGUUAUCAUGGGCCAAACAUAAGGUAAAAUCCAAAGUAUCUGCCAAAACAGAUGCCAAAGUAGAAUUUCGAUGUAUUAUGGAACGCUUAGCGCGAGAUUUAAAACUUCAUAGAAUUUCACCUCAAGAAUUAAUAAAAAUAGUCUUACCGUCUAAAGCUAUAAAGAAUGAAAGAAUAUUAGAGACUUUAAUGUAUCAAGCGAACUCAGGCAUGUAUCGUAUACAAGACAGUUAUUUGGAGGCUUGUCAGGAACGUUUACAAAAACAAGACUCAAGAUACAGUGAAUUUGGCGAAUCGUUUGAUUGUGGAUUAUAAAUAUGUUAAUGUCUUAUUUUUUGAUAGAUGAUAACCAUCUUCAGUUUUGCACCUUUCAGUAAUAUUUCAAUUAUUGCAUAUAUUCAUGAUAAAUUUCCUCAUAAUUGAUUACAAGUUAUGUCAUAAUAUUGAAAGGGAUAAGGACGAAAUAAUAACGUCUUAUCAAUCAAAAAAGAGAGCAAACACGAAGCCCGAUAAUAAGACAAACAUCGUAAAGUGUUUUACCUUUAUAAUAAACUAUUUUACAUAUAUAUUAUAUAUGUUUAUAUGUUACCUAUUUAUUAACAAAUUUGUCUCAUUCCAAUCUUAGUCGAAUUAAAGUGUAAAGUAAAUUAUUAUCAAUUGUUCAGUUUAAAUACGUUAAAUAUCCUUACAUUUCAUCUGAUUUUAAAGUAAUACACGAUUUUUAGUCUUCAACAUUAUGAAUAAAGGCUGCAUCAUUAAGCCUUAACGGGUAUAUUCAUGUGGCUAAAUAGUAGAUCGAUCUAGUAUAAAGUCCCACUCACCGAAAUCAUUUCAUCGUUUUUCCAAAAUUGUUUCUCAAAGAGUGAUUCCAAAAGUAUUGAUAUUGAAAGGAAAAUAAUCGAAACAUAAAUGCACGUUUUGCUAGCUGAAUAUGUGCGAAUUUAUAAUAACGGAAAUAUAAAUAGAAAAUAUAAUAGUAAUUAUAUACUAAAGUCGACUGAGAAUAACUAGAAACAAAUAUGUGUAUAAUGUUGAAUCUUUUUCUAAAUGAUCCGAAAUCUACAUUAGUUUUUAAACAAACAAAAAAAAAAAAAGAUUAGAAGAAAAUGAUGAAAAAAUAUAACUGGCUGUUUCAGUAAUAAAAAAAAAUUAUUAAACAUAUAUAUUAUAUACAAAUGUUUAUCUCUGAAUAAUCAUAUUUUUUAAUUGAAUGAUCAAUGGAAAAUAAUUUUUAUAUAUUUUCUUCGAUCACGUGGAUUACCUAGAAAUUUUAAAUAAAUAUAUUAAGGAAAUAAAAAAGAUUGAAUGAUAGCGAAUGUAAAC
Molecule: messenger RNA, 5489 nt
Organism: Chironomus riparius
Lineage: Eukaryota; Metazoa; Arthropoda; Insecta; Diptera; Chironomidae
Source: the annotation of a GenBank genome assembly